AUGCAGAGCAACAAGGAGGCUCCUGAAGCUUCGCAAAGUAUCAAAGUUUACGUCAGGAUUCUGCCACUCCUCGAGCGCUGUGAAAACUGUGCCAAAAUCAAUAAAAAAAGUCAUUCAAGUGUUUUAGAUGGUGCGAAUUUCGUGCUCGUCUGCUGUGGACAAACGGGAACUGGCAAAAGCUUCACCACUGGCGGACUCAGAAAUAAUUGGGAGCACAGAGGAAUCGUUCCGAGGCUCCUCGGGGAUUUGAUGCUUGAAAAAGAACGCAGGAAACGCACAAACAAAAUCCAGUGCAGUCUGAGCUACGUGGAAUUUUGUGGUAAACAGUUCAAAGAUCUGUUGAAUCCAAAUUUCACGAGUUCUCGCAGCAACAAUAGCCGUGAUGUAUUUAAGAACAUUAGCCAGGUGACAAUAACGAACGAAAAAGUUGCUCUGCAGCAUGUUUUUCAAGGGGAAGGACGAAGAGCUCAAGCAGAAAGGUCCGAAUACCCUGUUUGUAACUUGGGCACCUCAGUUAUUACGCUACACAUUCGAAAUACGAGCUUGAUUACAUCCUGGGCUGUCGAUUCAUCCGCUACGAUUCACAUCGUGGAAAUGGCCGGCAUUGAUAACACGAGAAACCCCAACUGUCCGAAAGCAACGCGCGACGUAAUUUCAGCCAAUUCGAUGAAGUCCGAACUCGAACAGUUCUUCGUCAAUUCCGGGAGAGUCGAAAACACGCUGAGCUCGAACGCGCGGUCCAACUACUUCCUGAAAUACUUGGGCGAUGCGUUGAAAUUUGAUUCAAUAAUACGAUUCAUAGCUCACAUCAAAGUUAAAAUGGACGAUCUCGACGUUUCUUUGUCGACUCUUCGGUUUGUGGGAAAUAUAGCGAAGGUCUCAAUCUCUCAAGUAGCGUUUGACGCGAGACCUCAGAGCACCAUGUUCAUAGAAAAAUUGCAAGACGACAUCAAACGAUUGAAGCGAGAGUUGUACAUCAACGAGAUGUUCUUCCACCAGGAAGCCUCGAUGAACGUUUCGACGCAGAGAGCACAACAGAUUCAAAACGAUUUUCUUGGGUUCUUAAACGGCUCGAUUUCUGACUUGGAACUCAUCAGUCUUUCUCAAGCUCAAGUUCUGACAAAGAUGAUGAAAGAUUAUUAUUCGAAAGUCACAGCUGAAAAAGAAAAAGCUCAAAAGGAUUUGGUGGAUUGUGAGAACGCGUUGAAAAAUGGCACUGGAAUGAUCUCGAAAACUAGUAGCCACGAUUCAGCGAAAGGUGCCAGCCGCAAAUUUUCGAAUUCAAAAGACCUUCGAUUGGUGGUGAAUAGUGAGGAAGACAAUGGGAAUUCCAAAGUGGGAUCUUUGGAAGCCAACGGCAUUACUCUGGGACCAGGAGUUUCAGAAAUUCCAACUACGUCGAAAUUGACAUUUCCAAAUUUAGCGAUAGAAAAUAAACCAAAGGAUUACGUUCCUGUUGGGAAAAAGUCGUACAACAAAAACGGAGGAAGCUUUAUGAAUAAGAACUUCCAGAAUGAAGGUUCUGAAAGGCAUGUACGAGAAACGUUUGAAAGGCUGCAAGCGAUACUUAAACGUUUGACCGCUAUCAAUUACGAAGCAAGUUCAUCGAGAAAAAAAGGUUUCAGAGAAUCAAUUGUAGUUCCACGAACAAAUAAGCAACAAAAAAAUCGAAAAUAAACCAUCACUGAGUUACCGUUUUUACAUUUGUACACUUAAUUUUAUCAUAAAC
Messenger RNA from Venturia canescens, 1729 nucleotides. RefSeq names its product kinesin-like protein KIF9. Bases 1 to 1677 code for a protein of 558 amino acids. The transcript is spliced from 10 exons. NCBI's taxonomy places the organism in Eukaryota, Metazoa, Arthropoda, Insecta, Hymenoptera, Ichneumonidae. Gene Ontology annotation, molecular function: microtubule motor activity; ATP binding; microtubule binding. The record is from RefSeq and is a predicted model, not a curated record. Gene Ontology annotation, cellular component: microtubule; kinesin complex. Gene Ontology annotation, biological process: microtubule-based movement.